This is a messenger RNA of Cryphonectria parasitica EP155, 624 nucleotides long. RefSeq lists its product as uncharacterized. Lineage: Eukaryota; Fungi; Ascomycota; Sordariomycetes; Diaporthales; Cryphonectriaceae. The record is from RefSeq and is a predicted model, not a curated record. Bases 1 to 624 code for a protein of 207 amino acids. The transcript has a single exon.
AUGUUUCUUGCAUACUUCGAGCUGGACGAAGGGGCGGGCACAAUAUUCCAACCCGCUCUGGUGGGAGCACACCAUACCACAACAGGCGAUGUUUUCGAAGCGGGCAUCAAAAGGAGUUGGCAUCACCGGGAGAUCGACUACGACGACCUGACGGUGGUCCAGACGCUCCAGCCCGGGCGGCUGGAAGUUGUGCGACAUCCCGAUUUUGGCAACACGUCGGUCCUGGUCAAGUUGGGGCCAGAUGGAUAUGAGGCUGACAUGCAUCGAGAGACUGAGUUCUACCGAAUCCUCGACGGUCUUGGUACAACACCGCUUUUUCUCGGCCACAUCACACGGGGCGAUCGCAUCGUCGGGUUCGUCAGCGAGUAUAUAAUAGCAGAAGGAAAAUCGGCGGCGGUGGGAACCCAGACGGGUAGGAAGAAGGCUGCCUGCCUCGCCGCGCUCAGGCGGAUGCAUGCAAAUGGCGUUGCGCAUAGAGAUGCCCAUGGGGGAAAUUGCCUUCUGAGGGAGAAUGGGACGGCUGUGCUGAUCGAUUUCGAGUUGUCGGUGGUGAAUCCGUCUCAGGCGCAGGUCGCCAAGGAUCUGUGGGUCAUGAGCCACACAGUCCAAAUUGAAGGUGCAUAA